Linum tenue is the source of this 291-nucleotide messenger RNA. The record is from the annotation of a GenBank genome assembly. NCBI's taxonomy places the organism in Eukaryota, Viridiplantae, Streptophyta, Magnoliopsida, Malpighiales, Linaceae.
AGAGCAGGCAGAUUUGAGAGGUUCAGUGACGGUGUGGAGAAGAAGCUAAUCUUUAUGAUUCCUAUGGUAAUCGGUGUUCUGCGUGACGGUUUGGAGAAAAAGCCGAUCUCCAGGUCAUCACUGAGUGCUCUGAAAUACAGUUCUUCAUGGAAAUCCUGGUGGUUGGUGUUUAGAGCUACCAAAGCUGCGGAUGUGGUCAGAAGAACGAGGGAGCAGUGCUAUGUAAAAUCUCUUUAUAAGCUCGAAGACUAUCCUUUUGAGCUUCGUUGGGUAAUGGUAUCUUGCCGCUCC